CUGUGCUCAUCAAGGCGUGAGGGACAUAAGCAGGCAUGUGGAAGGCAAGGGACAUCGGGCCAAAGAACAGUCUCUAAACUCAGUCAGCAGUAUUGCACAGUUCUACGUGCCAGAAACUUCUGUUGGAGGCAUGAGUGUACAAGAGGCCAAGGUACAUACAGUACAGUGUAGCACAGGAAAACUAAAAAGCUGGCGGCAAUGUUUGAUGAAUUACAUUUCUCUUCAAAUUGAUGGUCAUAUUACCUUGAAAACGUAUUUAAGGUUAUGAGGUAUGUAAUCAGUUGUUUCUGUUGCAGACCAGGAGGGCUGAGGUGAAGGUUGCUGUUGCAAUGGUGCAGCACAAUGUUCCCUUUGCCGUUGCUGACCAUUUCAGCCCCUUGUACAAAGAAUGUUUUAGAGACUCCCCUACAGCUCAAGGCUUUAAGAGCGCAAGCACAAAAACAACGUGCCUCAUAAAUGAAGCAGUGGCACCUCAUUUUAAGAAGGAACUGGUGAUGAAGAUGAGAGAGAAUCCCUUCACACUUGUCACAGAUGGCUCGAAUGAUACUGGUCUAGAGAAGAUGAAUCCUCUCACUGUCAGAAUUUUUGACACCAACAAAGUUGUGCACAGGUUCCUUGAUAUGUGCACCACCAGUGGGAGGAGCUGUGGCACCGCUGAAGUGAUCUACACAAAAAUCAAUGACACCUUGCAGGAAAAUGACAUCCCUUGGAGAAAUUGUGUAGGUCUCUCUAUUGACAAUGCCCCUGUAAAUACAGCUGCCAGAAAUUCAAUCUCAGCCAGAAUGUUGAAGGAAAAUGGCAGUAUUUACAUCCAUGGAUGCCCCUGUCAUAUCAUCCACAACACUGCCAAACAUGCGGGGCAGAAGUUUAUGGAAAUAUCCGGAUUUGAUCCAGAGGAUCUGACCGUGGAUGUUGGGUACUGGUUUAAAGGAAGCACCAACCGUAAAGGUUACCUGGCAGAUGAGAAACAACCAAGAUUUAGAAGGCUGGUGGAUGCAUUUUCCAACCCCCUGACUGAAGUCUACCUACUCUUCUAUCAAGCGACGCUGCCAGUGUUCACCCUACUGAACCUCCUCUUCCAGAGAGAAAGGUCUUCCAUCUUUCAGCUCCACGGAGAGAUGACAAAGUUCAUCAAGAAACUGUGUGCGAAGUUCAUGAAGCCGUCAGCACUACAGGGCCGACAAGUCCAUGUCAUCCUCUACAAGGACCCACUAAACCAACUGCCAGGAGAAAAACUAAAUGUUGGCUUCACCACCAGAGCUACCCUCAAUAGGCUCCUUGAGGCUGGAGACAUCACACCUCAGGAGGUGCAGCUAUUCCAACAGGCAGCACUGGCAUUUCUGGUCAGGGCUGUGGAGUAUGGCAUCAAUAAACUCCCUCUGAAGGAGGCUCAUCUGAGGCACACAAGAUUUGUGGAUGUGCAGCAGAGGACUGAGUGUGGGGUGGAAGAUGCCUUAUACUUUAUAGACAGAUUUCAGGAACUAUUACCUUUCCAUGGGCCGGAGGAACAGGACAAGGUGUGUGAGGAGUUCCUGGAAUAUCAGCUGAUGGAUAUCCCAUGCCCCAAGAUCCCACCACCUUUAAUGUUGAGGAGUUUUGGGGGAGUAUGUCCUCAAUCAAGUGCAAGGUGACCGGUUUGAGCCAGUUGAGCUCACUAAAAUAGCUCAACUUGCUCCCUCACUCUAAUGCCGACGCGGAGAGGGUUUUCUCGAUGGUUGGACUGAACAAGACAAAAACUAGGAACAGCUUGGCCCUAGAUGGAACACUGUCCUCCAUCAUGACAGUGAAGAUGGCAGGCCUGGAACCAAACUGUUUCAGA
Molecule: messenger RNA, 1819 nt
Organism: Gymnodraco acuticeps
Lineage: Eukaryota; Metazoa; Chordata; Actinopteri; Perciformes; Bathydraconidae
Exons: 8
Coding region: 330-1631 (433 amino acids)
Source: RefSeq, a predicted model, not a curated record